Molecule: messenger RNA, 1845 nt
Organism: Solanum tuberosum (potato)
Lineage: Eukaryota; Viridiplantae; Streptophyta; Magnoliopsida; Solanales; Solanaceae
Product: protein NRT1/ PTR FAMILY 4.5-like
Exons: 7
Coding region: 1-1845 (614 amino acids)
Biological process (GO): transmembrane transport
Cellular component (GO): membrane
Molecular function (GO): transmembrane transporter activity
Source: RefSeq, a predicted model, not a curated record
AUGGCUAAUGAAGUUCUUGUGGCGGUGGAUAAGAGUGAAGUUCUUGAAGGAAAGGUUGAUUGGAGAGGAAGAAUAGCUACUAAAGAUAAACAUGGAGGACAAGGUCCUUCCUUACUCAUUUUAGGUACAUUUGCUUGUGAGAACAUAGCAUCAUUUGUGUUAGGAGUAACCUUGGUGACUUAUUUCAAUGGAGUGAUGCAUUAUGAUGUAGCUGAUGCAGCAACUCAAGUUACAAAUUACUCAGGAACCAGUUAUAUUUUAACUGUCCUUGUGGCAAUCCUAGCUGACACUUAUAUUGGAAGAUUCACAGCUGUUUUUGUUUCAUGUUGGAUUGAAUUCUUGGGACUAGGAUUGCUAGCAUUUCAAGCACACUAUCCCAAAUACAAGCCAACACUUUGCAACAUUCUGGAUCCAACAUCAAAUUGUGAGAAAGUUGAUGGAAAAAAUGCAGCACUUUUAUUUGUUGCACUUUAUUUGGUAGCACUUGGCUCAGCAGGAAUAAAAUCAGCAUUGCCAUCACAUGGUGCUGAUCAAUUUGAUGAGAAAGACAAGAAAGAAGCAAUUCAAAUGUCAAGUUUCUUCAAUUGGCUUUUGUUAGCUGUGUGUCUUGGUGGUUCAUUUAGUACAACAUUUAUUGUGUGGAUUCAAGAACAUAAAGGAUGGGAUUGGGGAUUUUUUGUGAGCACAUUGGCUAUGUUGUGUGGUGCAAUAAUAUUUUGUGUUGGAUUACCAUGGUAUAGAAUAUUUGUUAUCAAGGGAAGAAGUGCCAUCACUGAAAUUUUCCAGGUGUAUGUUGCAGCCAUAAGAAACAGAAAUCUUCAACUUCCUCAGGACUCGUCCAAUCUCUAUGAGAUCGACGAGGAUGAGGAAGCUGCAAUUCAAGCAGAGUUUCUACCUCAUACUGAUACAUACAAGUUCUUGGAUAAAGCAGCUAUUAUUCAAACAUCACAACAACAACAACAACAACAAUCUGCAAAAACAAUUAAUCCAUGGAGACUUUGUAGAGUUACACAAGUAGAAAAUGCAAAAAUCUUGCUAAGUAUGGUACCUGUUUUUUGUUGUACAAUUAUUAUGACACUUUGUCUAGCCCAACUUCAGACAUUUUCAAUUCAACAAGGCUUCACCAUGGAUACAAGGAUCACAAAUUCCUUUCACAUACCACCUGCCUCAUUGCCAAUCAUCCCCAUUGUGUUCUUGAUCAUCAUCAUCCCCGUCUACGAUCAAAUCAUCGUUCCAAUCUUGCGCAAGUUUACCGGCAUUCCCACAGGCAUAACAUACUUGCAACGAGUCGGGGUUGGCUUAGUCCUCUCCGCUUUAUCUAUGACAGCAGCAUCCAUCUUAGAAGUCAAGCGCAAACAAGUAGCACGGGAACACAACAUGCUUGAUGCGAUUCCCGUGCUACAACCAUUGCCUAUUAGUGUGUUUUGGCUCUCAAUCCAAUUCUUCAUAUUUGGAAUUGCAGAUAUGUUUACCUAUGUGGGACUUCUUGAAUUCUUCUACUCUCAAGCACCAAAGGAAUUGAAAUCAGUGUCAUCAUGUUUUCUAUGGACUUCAAUGUCAAUUGGAUAUUUCUUGAGUUCAAUUAUUGUGAAAAUUGUGAACAAGGCAACUAAAAAAGUUACAAAUAGUGGAGGGUGGUUAGUUGGGAAUAAUUUUAAUAGGAACCAUUUAAAUUUAUUUUACUUGAUGUUAGCUGUGUUGUGUUGUUUGAAUUUUUGUGUCUAUUUGGUUGUUGCUAGUAAGUAUAAGUAUAGGGUACAAAAAAGUCCUAGUGAUCAAGAUGAUAGUAGAGUACAUGCUCUAAAAGAUCGAAGCAGUCUCUCGACCUUCUCAAGGCAAGAGUAG